Glycine soja is the source of this 790-nucleotide messenger RNA. Its product is annotated as auxin-responsive protein SAUR50-like. The record is from RefSeq and is a predicted model, not a curated record. The transcript has a single exon. The coding region runs from base 68 to 601 and encodes 177 amino acids. Gene Ontology annotation, biological process: response to auxin. Lineage: Eukaryota; Viridiplantae; Streptophyta; Magnoliopsida; Fabales; Fabaceae.
UAGAAAAAAAAGCAAAGAGCCUCCCCCAAAAGACUAAUCCAUACCAUACUCCAAAAGAAGAGGCACCAUGUCUUCUAUGGAUCUAAAGAAAUCUAACAAGAUCAGAGAAAUUGUUAGGCUUCAACAGAUCCUCAAGAAAUGGAGAAAGUUAGCCAACUCAUCAAAAACCACUAUGGUUACCACCACCGCUACCGCCACUGUCACCUCUUCCGCCAGCAAGAGCAUGAAGUAUCUUAAGAGAACACUUUCCCUAUCAGAACGUGAAGGAGGGUCAAGCAAUGUAGUCCCCAAAGGGUACCUAGCUGUUUGUGUUGGUGAAGAGCUCAAGAGGUUCACUAUACCAACUGAAUAUUUAGGUCAUCAAGCCUUUCAGAUUCUCCUCAGAGAAGCAGAAGAAGAAUUUGGCUUUCAACAAACCGGAGUUCUGAGGAUUCCUUGUGAAGUGGCUGUUUUUGAGAGCAUCUUGAAGAUGGUGGAAGGAAAGGAGGACAAGUUUUCCUCCCAAGAAUGUAGACUCAGCAUUGAAGAAAUGAUGAUGGGUUACCGCUCCGAAAACCAACUUGCUUAUUCUCACCAUCCUCAAAGUCCACUGUGCAGAUAGUAUAGCAUAUAUUAAUAUUGCAUUUUUUAUCCUUUUUCUUUUUGUCCUUUUGUACCUUAUAACAAAUCCAAUGUAUGAGUGAGAGGAGAGUGAUUGAGUAAGAGAAGAGUGAGUUCAUUUAGAUGUAACAGAACCCUUUUGGUAUUUAUGAACCAAGGAGUAUGAUUAUGACUUUCAUUUUCCAAUUCA